UCGGAGUGAGUCGAUGCAACAUAUCCCCUACAUUUCACUUUCGUGCUUUAUACGAGUUCAGAUCUGUUUGAGUCGCUCGACCAAUCAUUCAGUCAGUUGAAUUCGAACGGACGUGUGGGAAGGAUCAAUCUUGUUUUUUUUUUCUGAGAACAGAUUAAGUGCCGAUUCUAUUUUCGGAAAAGGAAACAUUGGAUUUCGAACUUAUGUGUGAGAUAACAGUGCAGUGACGUUGCCACGUAAAGAUUAUAUCUUGCGAGGAUUCAGCGAGAAUGUAAUUAUUUGAAUAACAUUGUGACAAAUACUUAUAAAAGAAGAAGAGAAAAAAAAAAACACUACAAGUGUCUUCAUAGUGUCGCGGUGUCAAGAAAUACGAAAAAGAACAUUUUAAAUAUCUUCACGGUAUCACAGUGUCAAAAUGCUUGUCGCUGAGAUGCCGCCCAGCUUCAUGAAAAAGAACAACAAUUAUAGUCACUGUCCGUUAAAGAAGCGGCCGUUUUAUUAUACGUCCGAGGACGAAGAUGAAGCCCCUGAAGUCACCAAAGACGAGAUAAUUGACGUAGGAGUAGACGAUAUUCCCGAGCCCGAGAAUCUUAGCACAAAGCCUGAGGAUCUCAGAAGAACCGCGGAUCGUCAUCAUAAUCACCAACAACAACAACAACAAGAACAACAAGAGCAGCAACAACGCGCAUCCAGGACACCGCCGCCGAUCUCUAAAGUAUCGCCUCCGCCUUUAACAAUAGAGCCAUCUUCGCCGACGACUCAUCACUCGAUGUACGUCCAUCCGUCAUCGCUGCAUCACUAUCACCAUCACUAUCCGACUAAGACUAUCACGCCGCCAGCGGGUAUCGCGCCGAUUCAUCCGGUUGCGAAGAAAGCGCGAGUCGAGGUGAUCCAGCACAAUGACAGCUCUACGACAACGCCGACGGCGGGUAUAACGGCGACGUCGGCACCGCUGCACUUUAUGGCAAGCAAGGCGCCCUUGGAACCGUUGAAUCUAAAUACUCCGGUGGAGCCGCUGGCGCAUUACGCCACUCCGGCCUGGGCCCGCGCGGCCCCGCUAUAUCCGCCGCAUUAUCUGCCGUACCAUCCGCCUACCUAUCAUCGUUAUCCCGGAGCGGAAUUGUAUCCGUCGUACCCAGUAUCAGGAUAUCCUCACUCGUCUCCGGAGCAUCAUCCGUCGAUUUCGCCACCGCCACACGGUGCACUGACUUGUCCGACCAUUCAACGGCCCAUCGUCAGGAGCUACCAUUGGAGCAGUCCAGAUCACUGCGGUUUAUCGCCCACGAGUUCUGUGGGUUCCGGCUCGUUGCGGUCACCUCCACCAGUGACGCCGGAAGACCUGUCCUCGUCACCCAGCAGCGACAGCGGCAGAUCAUCCGCGGGUAGCACCUCCGCCGGGCCUACGAUCGUGAACACGAAAAUGGAGAAGAGCAGCCCGAGCGCGAGCGCAUCUUCCAGCACGACGUCGCCCAGGUAUUCGUGUGCGGAUUGCAACAAAUCGUACUCGACGUACUCGGGUCUGUCGAAGCAUCAACAGUUUCAUUGCGCGGCCGCCCAGGGUCAGGCGAAGAAAUCCUUCUCAUGCAAAUACUGUCAGAAGGUGUACGUCAGUCUGGGUGCAUUGAAGAUGCACAUCCGGACGCAUACAUUGCCUUGCAAGUGCCAUACGUGCGGCAAAGCGUUCUCCAGGCCGUGGCUUCUUCAAGGUCACAUCCGGACGCACACCGGUGAGAAACCGUUCAGAUGUCAGCAUUGCAACCGCGCGUUCGCCGACAGGAGCAAUCUCAGGGCUCAUCUGCAGACUCAUAGCGACGUCAAGAUCAGCAGGAUGUCAUUACUUACGAAGCAUCAGGAGGGCGGUUGUCCCGGCGUCCCGGUAUCAGUCACUUACCCUUGCUAAAAUUGUAAGUUUGCGCGAUCUAUACCAAGGAGACAAACGUACGUUUUAAUUCCACGGUCUCAAAGUGCCUUAAAAUGCAGUACAAACGAAAUAGUGCAGUCCGGUAUCUU
Molecule: messenger RNA, 2010 nt
Organism: Formica exsecta
Lineage: Eukaryota; Metazoa; Arthropoda; Insecta; Hymenoptera; Formicidae
Product: protein escargot-like
Biological process (GO): regulation of DNA-templated transcription
Molecular function (GO): DNA-binding transcription factor activity, RNA polymerase II-specific; RNA polymerase II cis-regulatory region sequence-specific DNA binding
Source: RefSeq, a predicted model, not a curated record